AUGGAGACCGAGGAGGAGCAGCACAUCACCACGCUCCUCUGCAUGGGCUUUCCGGAUCCAGACGUGAUCAGGAAGGCGCUGCGUUUGGCCAAGAACGACAUCAACGAGGCGGUGGCGCUGCUCACGAACGAAAGCCCAGGACUCGGCUAUGGAUAUGAGCCCAUGGAGAGCGGGCCUGCCCCUAACCCCAGCUCCUCUGGAGACGGGGAAAGCAGCGGGAGAACUGGCACUGGGGGGUUUGAUCCUCCGCCAGCCUACCACGACGUUGUGGACAGUGAGAGAAACAAUGAUGAGAAUGGGAACUGCUCCGGUGGCAGUAUGGAAUUUCCCACCACUAACCUGUAUGAGCUGGAGAGCCGGGUGUUCACUGACCACUGGUCCAUCCCCUACAAGAGAGAAGAGUCUUUGGGCAAGUGCCUCAUCGCCUCCACCUGCUUGGCUCGACACGGUUUGGCUGAUGCUGAUGAGAACUGCAAGCGAUUUAUAGAUCGGUGUAUGCCAGAGGCCUUCAAAAAGUUGCUGACCAGCAGUGCAGUUCACAAGUGGGGCACAGAGAUUCAUGAGGGCAUCUACAACAUGCUGAUGCUGCUGGUGGAGCUGGUGGCGGAGAGAGUUAAACAAGACCCGGUGCCUGUGAAUCUAAUGGCAGUUUUAACCAUGGCCUUCAACCCUGACAAUGAAUACCAUUUUAAGAAUCGAAUGAAGUCGUGUCAGAGGAACUGGGCUGAGGUAUUUGGAGAGGAAGCAAACAUGUUCGCUGUGUCUCCCAGCAACACCUACCAGAAAGAGCCUCAUGGUUGGCUGGUUGACCUGGUGAAUCGGUUUGGAGAGCUGGGAGGACUCUCUGCAAUCCAGACAAAACUCAAUGCCGAGGAAAUUGAGAUUGCUUGUGUGUCAGCUUUGGUCCAGCCCCUUGGUGUCUCUGCUGAGUACCUAAACUCCAGCCUUGUCCAGCCCAUGCUCGAUCCGGUGAUCCACAAGAUGAUCACGUAUGUGCAGAACCUGGAGGAAAAGGAUCUCAAAGAUAAGCGUCUUGUGAGCAUCCCAGACCUUCUCUCUGCCAUUAAACUUCUUUGUAUGAGGUUCCAAAGAGACCUGGUUGCUGUGGUGGACGACUUGAGGCUGGACACUCUGCUGCGAAUGCUGAAAACGCCACACUUUUCCACCAAAAUGAACUCCCUAAAAGAGGUCACCAAACUCAUAGAGGAGAGCACUGUGUCUAAAACUGUAAAGAAUGCUAUAGACACAGAUAAACUUCUAGACUGGCUUGUGGAGAAUUCAGUCCUAUCAAUAGCAUUGGAAGGUAACAUUGACCAAGCCCAGUACUGUGAGAGAAUAAAGGGAAUCAUAGAACUUCUUGGGAGUAAAUUGUCAUUGGACGAAUUGACAAAGAUCUGGAGGAUACAGGCCGGCCAGUCGUCCACUGUGAUCGAAAACAUUCACACAAUCAUUGCCGCUGCUGCUGUGAAGUUUAGCUAUGAUCAGCUCACCCACCUCUUUGUCCUCAUUCAGAAGAGUUGGGAGAUUGAGAGUGAUCGAGUCAGACAGAAGCUGCUGAGUCUGAUUGGGAGAAUUGGCAGAGAGGCUCGGUCUGAAACUACGACUGGAAAGGUGCUGGAGGUGCUGUGGGAGCUGGCUCACCUCCCUACCUUACCAACCAGUCUGGUUCAGCAGGCCCUAGAGGAGCACCUGGGGAUCCUGAGUGACGCCUACGCCGUCAAGGAAACUGUGAAGCGUAGUUACAUCAUUAAAUGUAUUGAGGAUAUCAAAAAGUUCAUUCUGAUGUUCUAUCCUUGGCAAGAAAUGUCACCGGCCUUGUCGCCAGUGUCUACGCAAACUCUGGACGACAGUAAAAGCACUGAGAAUCAGACCUCAUUUCUUACUGGCACUUGGGGCAAGAAGAAGCCCAACCUUUUGAUCAAAGCCUCUCAACACAGCAGUCCCCAAGCGGUGUGGGUCGUCCCUGCUCUCAGACAAUUACAUGAAAUUACUCGCUCCUUCAUCAAGCAGACUUAUCAGAAGCAAGACAAAAGCAUCAUUCAGGAUCUGAAGAAGAACUUUGAGAUAGUGAAGUUGAUCACCGGGUCUCUCGUGUGCUGCCAUCGCCUUGCUGCUUCUGCUUCAGGAAACAUUGGACUCUCAGGGUCCACCAUGGUGGACGGACGAUACACCUAUCAGGAGUAUCUGGACAGCCACCUGCGCUUCCUGGCCUUCUUCCUGCAGGAGGCUAGUCUGUACCUGGUGUGGAACAGGGCCAAAGAGCUCUGGGAGUGUCUGGUGUCAGGACCAGACGUCUGCGAGCUCGACAGAGAGAUGUGUUUUGAGUGGUUCACCAAAGGACAGCACGACCUGGAGAGUGAUGUGCAGCAGCAGCUUUUUAAAGAGAAAAUCCUGAAGCUCGAGCCUUAUGAGAUUACUAUGAAUGGUUUUAAUCUUUUUAAGACAUUCUUUGAAAAUGUUAAUCUGUGUGACCAUCGUCUGAAGCGACAGGGCACUCAGUUGUGUGUGGAGCGCCUCGAUCUGGCAGGCAUGGACUUUAUCUGGCGCAUCGCCAUGGAGACUCCAGAUGAAGAAAUUGCCAAUGAAGCAAUUCAACUCAUUAUCACGUAUAGCUACACUAACCUCAACCCAAAAAUGAAGAAGGAUUCUGUUUCUUUGCACAAAAAGUUUAUUGCUGAUUGUUACAAGCGACUUGAGGCUGCUAGUUCGGCCCUUGGGGGCCCCACUCUCACUCAUGCUGUUACACGGGCGACAAAGAUGCUGACGGCCACUGCCAUGCCGACUGUGGCCACGUCUGUACAAUCUCCAUCCAGAUCAACUAAACUGGUGAUAAUCGAAAGACUGCUGCUACUGGCCGAACGCUAUGUGCUCACAAUCGAGGAUAUGUACUCAGUUCCUCGCACAAUCCUACCUCACGGGGCAUCGUUCAACGGACACCCCGUCACUCUCCACGUCACUUAUGAGUCAACCAAAGACACUUUCUCCUUGGAGACCCACAGUAAUGAGACCAUUGGAAAUAUCCGGUGGAAGAUUUCCGAGCACUUGAGCUGUCAAGUGGAUAAUGUCCAGAUCUUUGCCAAUGACAGCGUGCUGACUAUGAACCGUGACCAGAAGCUUCUGUCCCAGCUGGGAUUCAGUGAUGAGCAGAGUCUAACGGUGAAGAGCUCAGGCACCGGGACGCCCUCCGGCAGCUCAGAGUCCUCCGCCUCUGCCUCCAGCAGCUCCAGCUCUGCAGUCUUCAACUCCGCCUACGCCUUAGAACAGGAAAAAUCCUUGCCAGGCAUUGUGAUGGCGUUAGUCUGUAAUGUGUUUGAGAUGCUUUACCAACUGGCAAACUUGGAUGAACCUAGAAUUACGCUUCGUGUCCGGAAGCUAUUGCUGCUCAUCCCUACUGAUCCUGAAGUUCAGGACGCACUUGACAAUUUUGUCCCCAAAGAAUCUAGUGUCUGGAGCCACCAGAAAACCCUGUUCACGCUCGGUCAGGGUUCAGGGUCUCGCUCUCCCUCUAUGACCUCUAAACAGCAGCACCAACCCAGCGCAGCAUCCAUUUUGGAGUCCCUCUUCAGAUCCUCGGCACCUGGAAUGUCCACCUUCAGAGUUCUGUACAACUUGGAGGUUUUGAGUUCAAAGCUCAUGCCCACGUCUGAUGAUGAGAUGGCCAAAACCAGCAGCAAAUCGUUCUGUGAAAACUUUCUGAAAGCAAGUGGACUCAGUCUCGUAGUAAAUGUCAUGCAAAGAGACUCCAUCCCGUCAGAGGUGGACUAUGAGACUAGACAAGGGGUCUACUCAAUCUGCCUUCAGUUGGCCAGGUUCCUCCUUGUGGGCCAAAGUAUGCCUGCACUUCUAGACGAUGAUGUGAUUCGAGAUGGAGAUGCUCUGUCUUCACGUCCCUUCAGAAAUGCCAGCCGCAGUGGGAGGCAGCUGUCUCUGUGUGCCACCCCAGAGAAGUCGUCCUACAGACAGAUGUCUCUGUCAGAGCGCUCCUCCAUCAGAGUGGAAGAGAUCAUCCCAGCUGCACGUGUAGCUAUACAGACUAUGGAGGUAACAGACUUUACAUCAACUGUCGCCUGCUUCAUGCGCCUGACCUGGGCAGCAGCAGCAGGUCGGUUGGAUCUGGUUGGGAGUCCACAGCCAAUCAGAGAGAGCCACAGUCUCCUACCACAAGGUGUCCGCACCAGAGUUAGCAGCACUGGGAGUAACUGCAGUUCCAGCAGUGAAGGAGAGGCUGCACCUACAGCACUGCAUGCUGGGAUAUGUGUCAGACAGCUGUGUGUUUCCAAUAAAGAUGGGAUCAUUGCUCGUGAGGCCUUAUCCCUCCUGGUGACCUGUUUGCAGCUGAGAUGCCAGCAGCUCUGUUCAUUUUACAACCUUCCUGCUGUCAAUGAUUUUAUUAUUGAUAUUCUGCUGGGAUCUCCCAGUGGAGAGAUUCGCCGUGUGGCCUGUGACCAGCUCUACACCUUGAGUCAGUCUGACACCUCAGCCUUCCCCGAUGUGCAGAAACCCAAUCUGUUCCUGCUCUCUGUGAUACUCACGGCACAGCUUCCUCUCUGGAGUCCCACGUCUGUCAUGAGAGGAGUUAACCAGAGAUUGCUAUCUCAGUGCACAGAGUACUUUGACCUAAGGUGCCAGCUGCUGGAUGACUUGACAAUUUCAGAGAUGGAGGUCAUUAAACUGAGCGCAGCCACGAUGCUGGAGGAUGAGAUCUCUUGGUUGGAUAACUUUGAGCCGAGCUGGAGCUCUGAGAUGGAGACGAGUGAAGCGGACAACGUUCUUCUGGCCGGACACUUGCGGCUCAUUAAGACGCUGCUGUCGCUGUGCGGCACCGAGAAGGAACAUCUGGGUCCGUCUUUGAUCCAGCAGUUGUUGGACGACUUCCUGUUUCGGGCGUCACGCAUUAUCAUCAACAGUUCAAACUCGAUACAGUCUCCUGCUCCAAGCCACGACUUCCACCCUAAGUGUAGCACGGCCAGCAGCAGGCUUGCAGCGUACGAGGUGAUGGUGAUGCUGGCCGACAGCUCACUCUCAAACCUCAAGCUCAUCACCAAAGAGUUGCUGUCGAUGCAUCACCAGCUCGACCCCUCCCUCAGCAAAGAAUUCGAUUAUCUCCCACCAGUCGAGAGCCGCUCUAUCUCAGGAUUUGUUGGUCUGAAAAACGGUGGAGCCACGUGUUAUAUGAACGCUGUGUUUCAGCAGCUCUACAUGCAGCCUGGGCUUCCGGAGGCUUUUCUGUCCAUUGAGGACGACACAGACCAGCCAGAGGAGAGUGUCUUCUACCAAGUCCAGUCUCUUUUUGGCCACUUAAUGGAAAGCAAGCUUCAGUACUAUAUCCCUGAGAACUUCUGGAAGAUAUUUAAAAUGUGGAACAAGGAGUUGUACGUUCGGGAACAGCAAGACGCGUACGAGUUUUUCACCAGCCUCGUAGACCAGCUUGAUGAGCAUCUCAAGAAAAUGGGCCGAGAGCAGAUCUUCAAAAACACAUUUCAGGGGAUCUUCUCGGAUCAAAAGAUUUGUAAAGACUGCCCCCAUCGGUACGAACGGGAAGAAACAUUUAUGGCUCUUAAUCUUGGCGUCACAUCUUGUCAAAGCUUGGAAAUCUCCUUGGAUCAGUUUGUUCGCGGAGAGGUGCUAGAGGGAAGCAACGCGUACUACUGUGAGAAAUGCAAAGACAAGAGAACCACCGUGAAAAGAACCUGCAUUAAAUCCUUGCCCAGUGUCCUCUGUAUUCACCUGAUGCGCUUUGGCUUCGACUGGGAGAGUGGUCGCUCCAUCAAAUACGAUGAACAAAUAAGGUUCCCCUGGGUGUUAAACAUGGAGCCGUACACUGUGUCUGGGAUGGCCCGACAGGACUGCAGCGGAGAGGGAGUAGAGGGCAAAGGAGACCUGGCCUCUGGGAGCUCGCCACGGAAAAAAGUCACCAUCUCUGAGAACUACGAGCUGGUGGGCGUGGUGGUGCACAGCGGUCAAGCCCACGCUGGACACUACUACUCAUUCAUCAAAGACAGACGUGGCGGUGCCCGUGGUCGCUGGUACAAGUUCAACGAUAACGUGGUGGAGGAGUUUGACAUGAACGAUGAGACUCUGGAGUACGAGUGCUUUGGAGGAGAGUACAGACCCAAAGUGUAUGAUCAGUCUAACCCCUACCCAGACGUGCGGCGCCGGUACUGGAACGCCUACAUGUUGUUUUAUCAGAAAAUCAGUGAUCAGAACUCUCCAGUGUUGCCAAAGAAGAGCAGAGUGAGCAUCAUGAGACAGGAGGCGGAGGACCUCUCACUGUCAGCUCCGUCGUCCCCUGAUGUUUCACCCCAGUCCUCCCCUCGUCCCCCUAGAGCCAACAACGACCGGCUGACCCUCCUCACGCGCCUCGUUCGCAAAGGAGAGAAGAAGGGCCUGUUUGUGGAGAAAAUGCCAGCCAGCAUCUACCAGAAUGUGAGAGACGAGAAUCUACGGUUCAUGAGGAACCGGGAUGUUUACAACAGCGACUACUUCAACUUCAGCCUCUCCCUGGCCUCCGUCAAUGCUACGAAGCUGAAGCACCCAGACUAUCAGGCGAUGGCCAAAGAGAGUCUCCAGUUGUCUGUCAACUUCCUCUUCCACACCUACCUACACACUAAAAAGAAGCUGCGAGUGGACACCGAGGAGUGGAUGGCGACCGUUGAGGUGCUGCUGACCAAGAGCAGCGAGGCCUGUCAGUGGAUGGUCCAGUACCUCGUCAGCGGCGAGGGCAGAGAAAUUAUCAGGGUGUGCUUGUUGGAGUGCAGCGUGAGAGAAGUGCGAGUGGUGGUUGCCUCUAUCCUGGAGAAGACUUUGGAAAGUGCCAUAUUCUUUUCCGAUCCAGGACUGGACAAUCUGACCGACGCCCUCCUGUCUCUGCUGGACAAAGACGUUCCAGAGAAUGUGAAAAACUGCGCUCAGUACUUCAACCUCUUCAGCAACUUUGCCCUGAGGGGUUGUGGUCCUUGUCAGUUAUUGCUGAAACACUCCGCAUACCGGAGAAUGCUCAUCUUCUUGUUGGGACCCAACCGACAGAACAAUCAGAACCGGCGUUGGAGUCCAGCUCAGGCGCGGGAGUUUCUUUACCUGCACAGCACUCUGGCUCUUAUCACGCUUCACUCUGACCUUGGCCCUCACCGAACACAAGCUCCAGGAGCAUUUAAGCCACUGGCUGGGACUGUAUCGUCCUCCACAUCUCUGCUGCCUCUUCACCCGGACAUUCUGGCCUCUCUAUUCACUCCAGAGGGGCAGCCUUAUCUACUAGAGGUGAUGUUUGCGAUGAGAGAGUUGAGUGGGCCUCUGUCUCUGCUCAUCGAGAUGGUGACCUACUGUUCGUACUGUAACGAGCCUUUCUCACUGGGAGUGCUGCAAUUACUCAAAACCCAGCUUGAGUCUGCUCCGCCUCAUGAACUAAAGAACGUGUUUCAGAUGCUGCAGGAGUUAUUGGUAGUGGAAGAUCCUCUACAAGCUCAACGACUUAAAUAUGCAUUUGAAUCAGAUAAAGGCCUUCUAGCUUUGAUGCACCAGAGCAACAAUGUGGACAGCAGGCGCUGUUAUCAGUGCGUCAAGUUCCUGGUCACUUUGGCCCAAAAGUGUCCUCAGGCUAAGGAUUACUUCAAAGAACUGUCGGGUCACUGGAGCUGGGCUGUGCAGUGGCUGCAGAAAAAGAUGACAGAACAUUAUUGGACUCCACAGAGCAACGUCUCCAAUGAAACUUCAACCAACAAAACUUUCCAGCGCACAAUCUCAGCGCAGGACACUCUGGCGUACGCUACCGCCCUGUUAAACGAGAAGGAACAGUCUGGCAGCAGUAACGGUUCUGAUGGGAGUCCAGCCAAUGAGAACGCAGAGCGCAGCCUCAGACAGGGCUCAGAAUCUCCCAUGAUGCUCGGCGAUUCCAAAAGCGAUCUUGAAGACGUGGACCCAUAG
This is a messenger RNA of Knipowitschia caucasica, 7920 nucleotides long. The record is from the annotation of a GenBank genome assembly. NCBI's taxonomy places the organism in Eukaryota, Metazoa, Chordata, Actinopteri, Gobiiformes, Gobiidae.